Messenger RNA from Podospora pseudocomata, 588 nucleotides. RefSeq lists its product as uncharacterized. The transcript has a single exon. The record is from RefSeq and is a predicted model, not a curated record. The coding region runs from base 1 to 588 and encodes 195 amino acids. NCBI's taxonomy places the organism in Eukaryota, Fungi, Ascomycota, Sordariomycetes, Sordariales, Podosporaceae.
AUGAGAUGCCUUUUUGGCAGCCCAUUUCCUUUUUUUUUUUUUUCGCAGCCAACGAAUUUUCUUUUUCAAGAUUUCGCUUCAUAUCUUUUUUCAAACGUGUCGUUACUAUCAUUUAUUUAUCAUGUACAUCCUCGUGCUACAGCACAGGUGGAAGAGCCAAGAGAAGACCGGGCGGGCGUUUUUGAACAACAACGAACAAUCGGAGAUACCCCGUCGUUUUUUUUGCCUUGUUUGCUUUUUUUUUUUGGGAUUUCCAAAUGCCAUUAUGGGAGUCGGGGCGAAAGGGAUUAUUUUCUGGCGGUUGGCGAGCAAAGACGGGAAGUAUACACAUACUUUACACACAAAGCCUGCUUUUUCUUUCUUAUCGUCUGUAUUACCAUCAUCAUUUAUUGGGGGAGAAAGUUAUUUACAACGGCACCCUAUACUUAUUACUUAGUUUUUAAACCUUGUUUUCUGGUUAGCUACUUCCCUCCUUACCCUCCCUUGGAAGAUAGGGAGGAGGUGUUGGAAAGGGGGCGGCGGCGGGUUUGGCAGCUGGGGGAAAGGGGGAAGAAAGAAGCUGCGAAAGAUUAUGCAGUAUUACGAUAG